AUAAUCUGUAAUGGCUACUACUGAGAAUGCAGAGACGUGUUCACCAGAAAACAAAGGAGGCCAUCAUGGGAGUGCUGACCCAGACACAAAGUGCCCAAAGAAAGUCCAGUAUUGUGGCGUGUGCUCCUUGCCAACAGAGUACUGUGAGUACAUGCCUGAGCCAUCCAAAUGCAGGCAGUGGCUGGAGAAGAACUUCCCAGAUGUGUUUGCCAGGAUGAGUGUAGGUGAGUUUCAUCACAGUUUCUCUUUCUCUCUCUCUCUCUGUUUCCUAUCAGGAAGAUGGGCAAUAAUGAAUGAUGUCUUAUUAAAAACACUUUUUUUUCUUAUGCCUUACUGGUCCGGUAGGAAAUGCUUCCAAGCAGGACACUGGCGGUGUAGAGGUGCCCCUUGUUGGAGAGGAGGAUGAAAAGAAGAAGCAGAAGAGAGGUGGCAGAGGACAGAUCAAACAGAAAAAGAAGACUGUCCCUCAGAAAAUAACGAUAGCUAAAAUCCCCCGCGCCAAGAAGAAAUAUGUCACCCGAGUCUGUGGAAUGAACACCUUUGACAUUGACCUUAAAGAGGCUCAGAGAUUCUUUGCCCAGAAGUUCUCCUGCGGCGCCUCGGUGACGGCGGAGGAUGAAAUCAUCAUUCAGGGAGAUUUUACAGAUGACAUCAUCGAUGUCAUUCAGGAAAAGUGGCCUGAGGUGGAUGACGACAGCAUUGAAGAUCUUGGAGAAGUCAAGAAGUGAAGACCCGACGUGCACUUUUACUGAAAAUGGAUGCAACAUGUAACAACAACCUGGCCAAAUGUACACAUUAACAUUAAAAAGGAGUCGUUUUAUAUCUAUUUUAUUUACUGUAUAGAAACUGUGGACUUGGCCACUCCCUUUUGGCAUUUUUCAGUUCUUGAUAGCUGCUGCCUGUCUCUCUCAGUCGCCAAAGGUCUGGUCUGAUGUGAUUCCUUCCCAAACGCUUUUCACUCAGCAAAAUGUUAGGGUAAUAAAUGUCGCUCAUUCACUUGCUCAUUCUUUAGUCCUUCUUUCAGACCUCUCUCUUCAUCAUCCCACUCUGUAAGUACAUCUCACUGUCUGUAAUAUAUGUUCAUACUGCCAUUGUAUUAUUUCAGGAUGCAAAAGAUGGAUGGUGUUUCCCUCAAACCAGCGACUCUCCUAGCACAAUGAUAAAGAAUAGAUAAGAGUCCGAGACGACCUCCCUUUAAAACUGCUUCCUUAGGCACAUUUUCUUCCAAUUUGUGCCUACUGAACCAGACCAGAUGUCGUGACCUUUAAGUUAACUGUAUUCUGGGAACCCUUGCGCUCCCUUAUGUACCCACGAGUAUGAUCUUUCCAACAGCAUAAUAGUUUUAUAAUGACCCCUGUCGGGGUAGGUUCCUUGUCAAUCAUUGGCUUAUUGGUGAAAUCAGCAGUCAGACUCUUCUUUAAAUAAAUCAAACCUUCAUUAAUGCAAUUGCAGAGAGAAGUUAACAAUGGAAGCACAGCAUGCAUGUUUCACAGUAAGUUCUGCAACCAACCAAAGGGCGCAGCUGAUUAUAUACUUUGAUCACUUCCCUGAUGGUGUGAUCAUCUACUUCAGGGUAUAUGUGCUGCAAUAAGCUGAGGUAACCUAGUACAGUACAUUUUCUUAAUUCAUUAGCAUUGACCACUUUACACAAGAUCAAAAUGUCAAAAUGAGACACUUGUUACUUCUAUCUAGUUUCGGUCUGACUCACACCCAGCCUGCAGGUUAAGGGCUUAACCACAAAGAUGAAAAUAGUUUGUGGAAGGUAUAGUGUCAGACACAUAGCAACAGUACAAUAGUGAGACAAGCAUAUUCAUCUUAAGGUCCCCUUAAUCAAUAAUGGGGAGGGUCUUUGGGACUCUACACCCCAUAAUCCCUGGGCUGUUGGUGUCCUCACUCAGAGCCAUCUGCCUACAGAGCUCCAUAAGAGAACACACUGCACACCCACACACACUUUCCACAUGGUUGGCACCGGAAGAUCGUUUGCAUGACUGCAAACAAAAUCCCCGGUCAAAUGUAGGAGAUGCCUAGACAACACUAUCAAUAUUUACUAUUUUCAGAGAGGAGCAAAGCAGCACACAGACAGUCUCUCCUGUUAAAAGUGUAUCGUUUGACCCAUGGCAAACUUCACUUCUACAGAAGAUGACUGCUGCGCCUUUGAGUCUCCCAUCCUGGACCAUGUCCUGCCUCCCAUCCUGGUGCUGGAGUUCAUGUUUGGGCUGAUGGGGAAUGUUAUGGCUCUGUGGAUGUUUAUUUUCCACAUGGACACCUGGAAGCCCAACUCUGUCUACCUCACACAGCUGGCCGUUGCCGACUCCAUCGUCCUGUUCUGGCUUCCAUUCAGAGCCGACUACUACCGACGCGGGGAGCACUGGAUCCAUGGUGAUGCCAUGUGCCGGAUUAUGCUGUUCAUGUUGACGGCCAACCGCGGCGCUGGCAUCUUCUUCCUCACUGCAGUGGCUGUCGACCGUUACCUCAAGAUCGUUCACCCCAUGAACAAGAUCAACCGGAUGGGCCUGAAUUAUGCUCUGUGGGUGUCUCUGGGCCUGUGGGGGAUGAUCAUCGCUGCAACCGGGUACCUGCUGACCAACGAACACUUAUUCUACCGCAACAACCAGACACAGUGCGAGAGCUUCAACAUCUGCAUGGGCUUCAGCCCGCUGUCUACGUGGCACAACACCUUAUACGUGACCCAGUUCUUUUUGCCCACUGCCAUUGUCACCUUCUGCACGGUCUGCAUCACCUGGCAGCUGAAGAACAAGACGAUCGACACCGGGGGGAAGAUCAAACGUGCGGUGCAGUUUGUCAUGGCCGUGGCACUCAUCUUCAUAAUUUGCUUCUUCCCCAGUACAGUGUCUCGGAUCGCUGUGUGGAUCCUCAAGGCCUGGUAUAACGAGUGCCAUUAUUUCAAAGAGGCCAGUUUGGCGUUCUACACUUCUGUGUGUUUCACCUACUUCAACAGCGUGCUGAACCCCAUUGUGUACUACUUCUCCAGCUCUGCCUUCAGUGGGAACUUCCAGAAGCUGUUCAACAGACUGCUGGGGAGGAAAGAGGAGGAGGUACCGCCAGCCUUGCCUGAGACUGGGACCGAGAUCAGCAGUGCAAAUACAGUGUCAGGGAGGAGUAGUAACUUCCAAUCACAGGUCCAGGGUGAGGGCCUAUACUCGCAAAGCGUCUCAGACUUAUUCAUUGUGAUGUAAAAUACAAAACUGAUCCUAGAUCAGCAGUCCUAGGCUUACUCUGAGACGCUUUUAUGAAAAGGUACCCAGGAGAGCAAAAUAUCUGACUUUGUGUGAUUUUUCUUCUUCUACUCUAGUGGAAUAUGGUGUGUUCUAAAGAAUAUUAACCAGAUGUGAAGGAAGUCAAGGAAGGUGGAGAUAGUUGUCUGUUAGAUGCAAAUCUUAACAUUUUUAUGUUAUGUUGAUGUUCUGUAGCUAAAAGUAGAAAUUCAUUAAUUGGUUCGCUCAAUUAAGAUUUUGUUUGCAGUAUAACAGUGGAAUCUUUAAUGUAAUAUUUCAUAUUUUACAAUCCUUUGUCUUUGAGUUUUGUCUAUUUGCUGGUGAUUCAAGUAAAUUCCUUGUGAACUAGAAAAGUACAUUUCCUAAAGAAAAUGUGUGUGCUUGCUAGCUUGUCUUAAAGUAUUUUUGGUUGUGAAAUAAGUUAUAGUAGUGAUAGUGACUGCAGUAGCAAUGAUAGUGACUGGUUAUAGUUGAAAAAGUAGGCAGAUUUGAUUUGAUUAUUUGAUAGAAUAGGAUAGCCUGAACAUGUGAAGUUGGUUCGGUGUCUCUAGCUUGAACAGUUCAAGAGUUACUAUUGGUGUUGGUGGUUAUUUUAUACUAAUGUUAGUUGUUUUAAUGUUUGUAGCUGAAAUUGUUAAAAAGCAGUAGCUUUUAAAUUGUCUACCACUGUGUUCUUAUGGUUGGCAUUGAAUCCAUGAAGUGUUAUGCUAAUUUAUGCAAAUCAAAAUAGUUCAUAAAGGGUUAUAGGAAAUUUGAUGUUAGGAUAGCCUGCAUGUUUUAUAGCCUGAAUGUUUUAAAGCUGUUGUAGCUUCAUUGGUUUAGAAGCAGGACCGUUUUGAAUAGCUACCACUGUAUUACUAUGUUUCUCAUUCAAAACCAUGUUAAUUUAUGCAUAUUUUUUAUUGUUAUAGUUCAAAAAUUACAGAUAGGUGGAAAGAUUGUUUUGAUUGAUAACAUGAGAAAGUUAAAUUAGUGUCUCUACCUUUAACAGAAAGUUAAUUUAGUGUCUCUAGCUUUAACAGUUCAAGAGUAAAUAUUACUGUUGGUGGGUUAUUUAUGAUAAUGAAUAAUGAUCUAAAUAGUUAUAAUGUAUAAAGUAAUGUUUUUGUUUUUGUUUCAAUGUUUGUAGCUGAAAUGGUGAAAGAGCAGUAGCAUUUAAAAUGUCUACCACUGUGUUGUUGUUUGACUUUAAAAACAUUACAGUUUAUGCAAAUGUAUGCUAAUUAAAAUAAAUUAUAUUUG
This is a messenger RNA of Oncorhynchus kisutch (coho salmon), 4478 nucleotides long. Its product is annotated as density-regulated protein-like. NCBI's taxonomy places the organism in Eukaryota, Metazoa, Chordata, Actinopteri, Salmoniformes, Salmonidae. Gene Ontology annotation, molecular function: mRNA binding; translation initiation factor activity; G protein-coupled receptor activity. Gene Ontology annotation, cellular component: membrane. The transcript has 5 exons. The record is from RefSeq and is a predicted model, not a curated record. The coding region runs from base 2115 to 3197 and encodes 360 amino acids. Gene Ontology annotation, biological process: G protein-coupled receptor signaling pathway; formation of translation preinitiation complex; translation reinitiation.